AGGGCCUGGGAGGGGCUGAAGAUAUCAAUCCUCGGGAAUGGAAGCGUUCGCGACGUAUUUUAGCUUCGUCUCAUAGCGUCAGCCGAAAUGUCGGAUCACCUCAGUCUGAGGCACGUAAGAAGAAAAGAGUGCUCCAAAAGCGUAAAGCCAGGCAAUAAUUCAUUCAAAAUAUGAGAUAACCAUCCCACAAAGCGAAAGCCUCCAGGACAGUGGGACUAAGUCUGUCCAUUAGUCAGGCCUCAUGAAAUGCGUCAAGAAAAUCAAAGCUCUCAAGUACUCCGGCGACUUGACAGCUCUCAUGGCUGGUCUCUACCGCGUAUAAGGCUGGGCUAAAAUUCAACCUCUGAGACUCUGAACCCUGUUAUGUCGUUUGGUAAGAUUCCUACAAACGCAUCUCUAAACUUCACUGCUGUCAAGAACGGAAACGUCGUCCAAUUCAGAUGUCUUCGAGGUACCGGUCAAUCGAAAGUCAGAGACAGAGACACACUCGGAACACCGCUACUGCAUCUAAGAGACUUUGCAUCUGUGCAAGCGACCGUUUUCAGUAAGAAUCAUUAGUACGUAGCGCUAGAAUUAAGUCUGAGUUGUACAAUCUUCUUGCUGGGAACAGUGCGGAUGCUAGGGGGAUAGUGAAGAUUUCAACAUGUAGAUAUCAUCGCACAUAUACAAGCU
This is a messenger RNA of Dothidotthia symphoricarpi CBS 119687, 672 nucleotides long. RefSeq lists its product as uncharacterized. The record is from RefSeq and is a predicted model, not a curated record. The transcript has 2 exons. NCBI's taxonomy places the organism in Eukaryota, Fungi, Ascomycota, Dothideomycetes, Pleosporales, Dothidotthiaceae. The coding region runs from base 364 to 558 and encodes 64 amino acids.